AUGAGCCAACUCCUGUGCUAUACUGGAUUCAGUAUGACUAUGAACUUUGAUAACAUUUUUCAGUACAAGAAACAAUUUCUGGAAAGAAAUGCCAACUUAAACCCUUUUGCUGCCCAGGUGGAUGAUAUGUUGUCUGAGGUCAUUCCUUGUGUUCUCCCUUUCAGACAUUUAUUUACAUUGCCCUUUAAAUUCCAUGUUGAAUUAUUCAAUUCUCUUACUUUAUCCGUGGUUUCAGCAGUUGAUGAGCUUGCGCUGUUAAUAUUUUGCUUUGUGUUUAAUAAAGGUGCCCUAAAGGGUUUAAUCUCAACUGAAAGUCCUUGCCUGUUGACACUAAAGUCCUGGCCAGCACUCCUAUGGGUGCCUGAGUACGGUUGGACAACUCAAGAAGGUCUUUCACCUGAUGAACUUUAUUGUCAAUGGAGUGAUGCUGUGGUAUUUGGAUUUCAUAAGCAAGUAUUUCUUUUGCAUACCAAGGCAUUUGCUUUGGUACUUUUGGAUCUUCCUGGACUGCUGUUCUUUUCCACGUAUACACUUCUUGUCCUUUUCUGGGCAGAGAUAUAUCAUCAGGCCAGAAGUUUGCCGACCGAUAAACUGAGAGUCUUCUACGUUUCUAUCAAUGGCAUUAUUUACUUCAUACAGGUCUGUAUCUGGGUUUAUCUGGGGAUUAAUGAUAACAGCGUCAUAGAGUUCAUUGGGAAGAUUUUUAUUGCAGUGAUAUCAUUUAUAGCUGCAUUAGGGUUCUUGUUGUAUGGAGGAAGGUUGUUUUUCAUGCUGAGACGAUUUCCCAUUGAAUCUAAAGGGAGAAGAAAGAAACUUCACAGGGUGAUGCUUUCAGCUUUCGAUUCCGAUGUAUCCCUUGACGUGCUGGACCAUCCAGUUUUGAAUUUAAUCUAUUACACGCUGGUUGAGAUUCUUCCUUCGGCUCUCGUUCUGUACAUUUCGCGCAAGCUGCCUCCUAAGAGAGUAUCAGCCCAGUACCACCCUCUCCGUUAGUCGAUGGAAAAUUUGAAAAGGCCCAUUAUGACCGGUUUACAAGGUAUAUUCGUUUUGAAGCUUUACCUGACGUGGAAAAAAAAAUUAUGUCAUUAAAAAAAAAAAUUAUCUAAAUUUUUUGGUGGUUUUGUGGGAAGAUUUGACAUUGCUCAUUUGGGUCAGUAGAUGAAGUUAU
Molecule: messenger RNA, 1168 nt
Organism: Striga asiatica
Lineage: Eukaryota; Viridiplantae; Streptophyta; Magnoliopsida; Lamiales; Orobanchaceae
Source: the annotation of a GenBank genome assembly